GUGGAGUGUGAAGCACAAUUUGUGGGAAAAUGAAUGUAAACGAUUUGCCGUGUGAAAUCUUAUGCAGUAUUUUUGAUGAGCUCGAUUUGCGCGAGCUAAAGAUAGCGUCCCUCGUGUGCCGGCGUUGGUCGGACCUUACUUUUUCGGGCCGAAGGAUGGACCGUGUGUGGCUGGUGAAGCGUAAUUCUAGUUGUGAAUUUUUUAUUAACUCCAAGAGGAACUAUCGCAACGUUCGUCAACCGUCGUGGACGAUGGCCACGAUAGAUGAUCAGCAUAAAAGCCUAGUACGGUUACUGCACACGCUGAAGCCACACGUCCGAAUGGUGGAGAUUCAAACUCGUAUAUGUUCUCAGCAAUUACUAUCGAUUCUUCUGGAAAUUCCUACACUACAGCAUUUGUCGAUUGCUGGUGGCAUUGACCACGAAUAUCGCAAAGAUAAUGCAACUGUCCGUGUUUUAGCGGAGCUAAAGAGCCCAAAUGGGCGACAGCUAUUCAGUUUCUGCCGUACGAAUUUUCGAAAUUUACAGUUUCUUAAUAUGAACUGCAUGAAAGAUGUGGAACUAGAGGCUUGGAAAAUACUGAGUGGACAGUUGAAACUUGCUCAUGUGAAGUCGUUAAGGGAAACAUAUUUGCAUUCUCUUCUCGAGCUAUCGUUCCCGUUUGUAGAGGAUUUUACCUUGGUCUUAUUUUACCUUCCUUUUUAUUUUGGAGACCAAGGGAUGACUUCAGGCUUAGGUGCAGCUUUUUUUCGAAGACAUCCCUUGCUUCGCCGACUGUCCCUUUCCGGUAUGAUUAUUUCGGUACAAUGGGUUGAAUCUAUUAGCCAACACUGCCCUGAGCUAACACAUCUAGAACUUGCUCUAAAUGAUCAGAACGAAGGAUUUUUGGAGCCGUUGGUGCAGUUGCGUAAGCUGAAGCACCUUUCAUUAGCAGGACCAGUGGAUAGCAAAGUUCUUCGCGGAGUUAUGACGUCGCUAAAAUCUGUUGAAUUGAAAAUGAAUCCUCCUCACAUGCUGCUCGAGAACCUUUGCGAAGUUGUUCCACAAUUGAGCUGUUUGCAAGUGAAGGAACGCAUACCUUACGUUGAAAUUCAGUUCAUCUGCGAGAGGUUUUCUUGUCUUCGACGCUUGGUACUAGACUACGAUUGCAGGUCUUCACCAGCAGAUGAUUCCGUCCGACUGGAUAGAUUGGUACAUUUACAGGAACUUGAAAUGUCGGACACUAUUCGAGUUUGUUGGAUUCAUCGCAACAACGUUCGGUGCUUGACAAUAACGCGUUUUAGGGAACCUGUACCCGAUUUAGAAAUUAUCACUCAUCCCAACAACGGUCGGUUCUUGAUAUCGCCCAGUCCGGAUAUAUCUUUUCCGACGAUAACGGACGAUGAUCUUAUGCAGAUACCGACAAAGUUCCCCGUGCUGAAGAUAUUGAUCCUCAACUGCGAUGUGUACUCGCUGUCCGUGGCUGCGGUCGAACGGCUACACCAAUUGAUGCCCUCGUGUAGAAUCGAGUAUGGCAACAAACGCUUCUAUCCCACGAUGACUGCGGACUGAAAGACGUUCGGAGCGAAGCAGCGAACCAGCAGGAGAUAAAGUUUUGCAAUUUGAUUCAAAUAAAACGACAACGUCAUGUAAACUCUUUCAAUACAAAUCCGCGCUUGACGGCCCAAGAAGACUUUGGGGGCUUCGUUCGUCCCCUCGCAUGCAUUCGAUCUGCAGCAUCAGCCUCUCGGAAGCGGCAAAGACGGAUUCGUCAAUUUCGGACGCGUCCAUGUUUUAGAUGCG
This is a messenger RNA of Anopheles bellator, 1781 nucleotides long. RefSeq lists its product as uncharacterized. The coding region runs from base 30 to 1550 and encodes 506 amino acids. Lineage: Eukaryota; Metazoa; Arthropoda; Insecta; Diptera; Culicidae. The record is from RefSeq and is a predicted model, not a curated record. The transcript is spliced from 6 exons. Gene Ontology annotation, molecular function: protein binding.